Messenger RNA from Rhodotorula toruloides NP11, 3237 nucleotides. Its product is annotated as nonsense-mediated mRNA decay protein (Nmd5). Lineage: Eukaryota; Fungi; Basidiomycota; Microbotryomycetes; Sporidiobolales; Sporidiobolaceae. The transcript is spliced from 15 exons. The coding region runs from base 1 to 3237 and encodes 1078 amino acids. The record is from RefSeq and is a predicted model, not a curated record. Gene Ontology annotation, cellular component: cytosol; nuclear envelope. Gene Ontology annotation, molecular function: small GTPase binding. Gene Ontology annotation, biological process: protein import into nucleus.
AUGGACGCGCAGAGGCUGUACCAGGUGUUCACGGCGUCCUUCGAGCCAGACCCAAACGUUCGCAUUGCCGCAGAACUCGAGCUCAAGAAGCUCGAGCCGGUCGAGGGCCUCCUCCCUACGCUCCUCCAGCUCGUCUCCCCUUCCUCCUCCUCUUCGCCCGUCGUUCGCCUCGCCGCAGCCAUCUACUUCAAGAACCGCAUCCGCUCGAGCUGGCGAUCUCCUCUCGAGCCCUCUCCCUUCGCUUCUCCCGCAGCCGUCGCCGCCGCCCAAAAGGCUUCGACCUUCGUUGCCAUCCCCGCUUCCGACCGACAAAGCGUCAAGUCCAGUCUCAUUCCCUUGUAUGCGGCGCUCGCGGCGGAUCCCUCGAGCUCGAAGGUGAAGGAGCAGGUUGGCGAAGCGCUAAGCAAGGUCAUCGAGUGCGACUUUCCGACGGAAUGGCCGGGACUCGUUGACGAGGUGAAGACGAUGCUGGCAGGGAACGAGGGGCAGGUUGAGGCGGGCUUGCGGGCGGCGAUGGAGGUGUUCAACUGCUUGCGAUACGCUCACAAGGAUGAGACGGGCGAGACUCUUCCCCAGCUCACGACACACCUCCUUCCCCUCCUUCUCCCGAUCGGCCAGAAGGUCCUCGCCUCUUCUCCCUCCGAAGCCGCCGCCUUCACGACGCAAGGCACCCUCCUGCGCCUCGUCCUCAAGUCUUACAAGAACAGCAUCAUCCACACCCUCACGCCCGCUCACCAGGCACACGACUCGCUCAUCCCCUGGGGCACGCUCCUGCUCUCCGUCGUUGCGCACCCGAUCAACGCCACGCUGCUCCCGGAGGAUGAGGACGCGCGGGAGAAGCACCCCUGGGCAAAGAGCAAGAAGUGGGCAUGCUGGUCGCUCAACAAGCUCUUCACGCGUUACGGCAGCCCGACGCAGCUUCCGAAGAACAUGGUCGAGCAGUACGGGCAGUUUGCGAAUCGCUUCGUCGAGCAGUUUGCGCCCGAAAUCAUGAAGACGUAUCUCGCUGUGGUGGAGAAGAUGGUGGCGCAGAACGAGUGGUUCCCGAGGAAGGGCAAGUUCCACGUCUUGUGCUUCUUCGAGGAGUGCAUCAACCCGAAGUCGACGUUCGCCCUCCUCAAGCCUCACAUCCCUUCUCUGAUCGAACACUUUAUCUUCCCUCUCGUCUGCCUCUCCGAGGAGGAGAUCGAGCUCUUCUCGGACGACCCCACCGAGUUCUCCCGGCAAUUCUUCGGCGACUUUAUCGCCGACUCUUACGCUUCUCCCACCGCUUCCGCUCUCGCCUUCCUCGCCGCCCUCACCGAGACUCGCGCCAAGACCACUCUUCUCCCGCUUCUCCAGUUCAUCCAGUCGGUCGUCGACAAGUACCCCGCCGAGACCACGCCCCGACAAAAAGACGGCGCGCUUCGCAUGCUCGCUGCUCUUGCGCCCACUGCCGUCAAGAGCAAAAAGCUCGCCCCUCUCCUCGAAUCCUUCUUCCUCCAGCACGUCGUUCCCGAGUUCAAGUCCCCGCACGGCCUCUUGCGAUACCGCGCCUGCGACGUCGUCGAGAAGUUCGAGAGCGUCGACAUGACCUGGGCUGCGCAAGACGCCCUCGAGAACACGCUCAACCUCCUCAUGAAUUGCAUCACCGACACCGACUUGCCCGUCCGGAUCCAGGCUGCGAUCGCGCUGCCUGAACUCGUGCGGUACGAGCGGAUCCGCGAGAAGAUGCUGCCGAACCUGGGACGGAUCUUGCAGGAGCUCCUCAAGCUGUCGUCGGAAGUCGACCUCGACAGCCUGACGAACACGACUCGCUCGAUGGUUACGGAGUUCUCGGACGAGGUUGUUCCGUUCGCUGUCGAGCUUUCGCAUUCGCUCGUCGAGUCGUACCGGCGCCUGCUGCAGGAGACGCUCGAGACGCGCGACAAGGACCCGUCUGGCGUCGACACUUACGACGACGAAAAGACGAUGGUCAUGAUGAACAUUCUCAAGACGAUCGAGCAGCUCGUCUCGUCGGCGCGGGAGAAGAAGGAGCUCGUCGCCGAGAUCGAGAAGGCCGUCGUCCCGCUCAUCGAGGCGACCAUCCGACACUCGGUCGUCGAGCUGUACGACGAGGCGUACGAGAUCCUCGACUCGCUCACGUUCUUCCAGCAAGCGAUCUCGCCGCCCAUGUGGGCCUGCUUUGAUGCGACGUGCGCCGCGCUCAAGAAGGACGCGGGCGACUACCUCCACGAGACGUUCGGCUUCAUCGACAACUGCAUCAACUACGGCGUCGACAUACUCUCGACCAACACCGAGUACCGCCGCGCCGUCAUCGAGCUCUUCGACACGUGCAUGACCAGCCGCGCGCUUGGCGCAGAGGAUCGUGUCAUCGCGUGCAAGCUUGCCGAGGCGCUUCUCCUCCGCCUGCGAGGGCAGGUCGACGAGGCCCUUCCGCCUGUCAUCGAGCGUUGCAUGUGGUUCGUGCUGAAGGACGACGAGGACGAAGACUUUGUCGUCACCAAGACGCUCUUCAUGCACGCGCUCGAGCUCGUCAUCCUCGCCAUCUCGUACAACCCGCAGCUCACGAUCGCCGUCCUCGACCGCCACGACUGGACCCAGCAGUUCUUCGCGCACUGGUUCAAGAAUCUGUCCAAGUACUCGCGCGUGCACGACAAGAAGAUCAUCCUGUGGGCGAUCUGCGCGCUGUUCGACUGGCUCAACGGGCCGGGCGCGGGUUCGCCUUUGACUGGCAAUGUCGGCCAGCUCGUCGCGGGUGCCCUCGAGGUGUUUAAGACGUACCCGAAUGCGCUGGCAGAGCGCAAGAUGGCCGAAGCGGCGCGGGAUCUCGAGGAGGAAGAGGUCGACGACGACAUGUCGGACGACGAGGACCUCGACUUGGGCGAGGAUGACGGAGACUUUGACGAUGCCGACGUUCGCGACCGGACAACCGACUACCUUGACCAGCUUGCUCAAUCCGAGGCCAACCGCCUUGCUCGAGGAGGCGCGUUCGACGACGGAGACUCGGCAUGGAGCGACGAAAUCCUGUGGGCAUCGCCGCUCGACCAGUUCGACUCGUACCAGCGCUUCUCGGGCUUGCUUGCCAACUUGCAGACGGCCAACCCUUCGCUCUACCAGUCCUCGCUGUCGGCUCUCGACGCGUCGCAGCAGGGAGUGCUUGCCGACAUCGCCUCGAAGGCUUCCGAGGGAGGAGAUGCAGUUGUUGCUGCCAAGGCGUACGCGGAGUUGCAGGCGGAGGAGGGAGGUGCGGCUUAA